Molecule: messenger RNA, 204 nt
Organism: Funneliformis caledonium
Lineage: Eukaryota; Fungi; Glomeromycota; Glomeromycetes; Glomerales; Glomeraceae
Source: the annotation of a GenBank genome assembly
AUGGAAAGUUUAGAUAAUAUUAUAGAAGAUAUAGAUGAUAGAUCAAAUCUAUCAGAAGGAAGUAUUACUACGCUUAAAAUCUCUACCGGCGAAACAGUUGAUAAGUUAAGAAUUAUGAUUAGAGAUAGGAAAGAUAAAUCAAUUGAAAGCCAAAUUGAAGAAUUUUCUGAUAAAAAACGUCUAAAUGAAACAGGAAUGCCUUAA